Rhipicephalus sanguineus (brown dog tick) is the source of this 966-nucleotide messenger RNA. RefSeq lists its product as uncharacterized. The transcript is spliced from 3 exons. The coding region runs from base 207 to 827 and encodes 206 amino acids. The record is from RefSeq and is a predicted model, not a curated record. NCBI's taxonomy places the organism in Eukaryota, Metazoa, Arthropoda, Arachnida, Ixodida, Ixodidae.
ACACGACAUGACGUUAUCAGAAAUGCGCAGACGUCGCGAACUUGCGAUUUAUAAAGUGGUUCGACACAACCGAGGUUCAGUAGGCCUCAUAGAGUCUGGUGACAGGCAUCGUAUCCGUGGAGGAACAACCGGAUUGCUGUGCUAAUAAUCCAAGCAGAAACAGAACUCUUGAAAGAAAGCUGCUCCCAGAAGGUUUGCCCGCAAAUAUGGGGUUGUCGAAAGUCUUUGCCGUAGUCGCUUUUCUGGCGUCAUCAUGUGGCGCAAUGUUCUACAGAACUGAUGCUCCAUGCGACUUCACGGACGUCACCAUAGACGACGAAGUAUUUUCCAGGCUAAUCGCCAGGCUUCCCGAGGGUAUGCAGUCAGGUCGUCAGGGUUACACUACACUGUUUCCUGGAUUCGAAGUCGGCGAGCUCACCGUCGACGGUCUGACCAAACUGCGCCAGUUCGGACCCGCCAUCCCUUACUGCUCCAACGGAACUCGCAUGGUGCAAGUGGACGUCUUCAGCGAUGGUGAUACGCACUUCUGGUCGCCAUGGAAGACUUGCUCGGGCGACGAAGGACGCGUCACGGUUCGCGCCUUGUUCACGCGGUUCACCUUCCAGUUUCGCGUCAUUGAAUCCUCUGCAUCGGGAGUGAAGUUGGAAUUUGACCGCGCCCUCCCCGUCAUCACGCAGAGUGUCCGCAUUGAAGUCGAAGGGGCUGGCCCUGUGGUGCGCGGCGUGUUCGAAAUCUUGAGCGCGCUCGUGCCAAGCAUGGUGGAGGAAGUUUGGUUGGGGCAAUUUUUCAUGAUCAUUAACGACAGUUUCCGCUCGAUCAACGAGUGAAAUGCACCCACGAAGAAAACAUCAGCGUCCCAGCAUCAAGAUAAAACAUAAACACCUUAGGAAUACCAAGUCCUGACACAUUUUCCAGUGAUUUCUUCUGUUGCGAGAAAGCAAAUAAAUGAGACUUACCUUCCAACUA